Molecule: messenger RNA, 429 nt
Organism: Plasmodium coatneyi
Lineage: Eukaryota; Apicomplexa; Aconoidasida; Haemosporida; Plasmodiidae
Exons: 1
Coding region: 1-429 (142 amino acids)
Biological process (GO): mRNA splicing, via spliceosome
Cellular component (GO): U4/U6 x U5 tri-snRNP complex; spliceosomal complex; U5 snRNP
Source: RefSeq, a predicted model, not a curated record
AUGUCGUUCAUGCUGCAGCAUUUAAACAGCGGCUGGGCCGUUGACCAGGCGAUAAUAAAUGAGGAAGAAAGGCUCGUUUGCAUUCGCUUCGGCCAUGAUUACGAUCCCGACUGCAUGAAAAUGGAUGAAUUACUAUACAAGGUUGCUGAAGAUAUAAAAAAUUUCUGUGUAAUAUAUUUAGUAGAUAUAACUGAGGUACCCGAAUUUAACACCAUGUACGAGUUGUAUGACCCAGUUUCCGUCAUGUUUUUUUAUCGCAACAAACAUAUGAUGAUAGAUUUAGGCACUGGGAACAACAACAAAAUUAACUGGCCCAUGAAUAAUAAACAAGAGUUUAUUGACAUCGUUGAAACCAUCUUUAGAGGUGCAAGAAAGGGAAGAGGGUUGGUUAUAUCGCCCAAGGAUUACUCGACCAAGUAUAAAUACUAA